UCACAGUCGUGGGUUAGCGUGUGGCGUGUGGCUCUCCCAGGCUCCGUACUCACUACAGACUCACUCGCGCCGCCGGUGACACUCAACGCCGAAGAGAGAAAAAAAAACGCUGAUAUUUGCCGUCUUUGUUGGUAAAUGCGUGGCGACCGCUCUGUACUUCCUAGUUUGUGGUGAAGAAGACAUAAAUGUGAUAUAUUCUACUGGAGCGUUCUCUAAAAAAAAGAUGAAGAAUAUAUGUGUAAUUUUGUGGUAAAAAGGGGCUUUGUCUUCGGUUGCUGGACGUGCUGAGGCCUUUCUGUGCAGACUGGGAAACUGUGUAAUCGACGAAAGAUGAAAACCUGGAAGAAGUCCACAGCCCUCGAGGGAAGAACAAACCCAUAACAGCAAAGCCACAGUAAAAUAGAUUAAAUAAAUAAAGAAACAUUAACAAACCCUCCACCCUAUAGAAAAACAACAACACUAAAACUUGUCAAAAAAAUUGAAAAAAAGCACAAUCCAAUUCACAACGAAGGAUGACGAACGACGGCGAACACAUGAUCGUCAACAGCAAAGAUGGCGACGGCUGCGGCGAGUGCGCGUGCGCGGCCGCCGCCGAAAACAGCUGCUCGACCAAGGCUGAGGUGCCGUCGUCCCUCCCGCUGGUGUCCGACAAGGGCAUGAAACCGCCUGCCAAGAACUGCUUCAGAUUAGUGAUUCUCGGGUCGUCGAGGGUCGGAAAGACUUCGCUCGUGUCCAGAUUCCUAAGCAAUAAAUUCGAGGAAACGUAUACUCCCACCAUCGAGGACUUCCACCGCAAGCUGUACAGGAUUCGAGGUGACGUCUAUCAGCUGGACAUCCUGGACACGUCGGGCAACCAUCCCUUUCCUGCCAUGCGACGUCUCUCCUUCCUCACGGGUGACUUGUUCGUGCUCGUGUUUUCGUGGGACUCUCAGGAAUCGUGGGAGGAGGUGGUUCGUCUCCGGGAGCAGAUCCUCGAGACGAAGAUGUCGGCGUCAGCGAACUGCAGCGGAAGCAGGAAAAAGCGCACGUCCCCGCGGGUUCCUAUGGUGAUCGCCGGCAACAAGUGCGACCGGGAGCAGAUGAGCGCGUCGUUGGAGGAGGUCCACGCCUUCGUCUCGUCCCUCAGCUGCUGCGCCUACGUCGAGACCUCCGCCAAGAAGGACCACAACGUCGACAAACUCUUCUACGAGCUGUUCGUCCUCGCCAAUCUGCCCAUGGAGAUGUCGCCAGCACUGCACAAGCGAGUGUGUCCCGGCCAGCCAUCGCAGGAGACGGGCCCGGGCUUCGGCAGCCGCCACCGGGGCCUGUCCAUCCGGCGGCGCCUGAGCGAGGCCUACGGCAUGGUGGCGCCCAACGUCCGCCGCCCGUCCAUCCGCACCGACCUCCUCAUCCUCAGAGCCAAGACGUCGCUGCACCUCACGGGGAUCGACGCCUUCACGGACAAGAAGCCCCGGCGGGAGGUGUCCUGCGUCAUCCAGUGAGCGAGACGCCGCGUCCGCUUCCGUCGCUAAGGACGUCGCUCCUUCGCCGCGUCCGAUCCGCCGCUCCUUCGCCGCGCGCGCUGCGCCGGGGAUCCUCGCGAGCGGGAAAGGUCCUCUGAAUAUUUACAAGAAC
Molecule: messenger RNA, 1614 nt
Organism: Penaeus indicus
Lineage: Eukaryota; Metazoa; Arthropoda; Malacostraca; Decapoda; Penaeidae
Product: GTP-binding protein Rhes-like
Exons: 6
Coding region: 513-1481 (322 amino acids)
Biological process (GO): signal transduction
Molecular function (GO): G-protein beta-subunit binding; GTP binding; GTPase activity
Source: RefSeq, a predicted model, not a curated record